Kluyveromyces marxianus DMKU3-1042 is the source of this 2766-nucleotide messenger RNA. It is a transcript of the gene PFF1, whose product is annotated as Pff1p. The transcript has a single exon. Gene Ontology annotation, molecular function: metalloexopeptidase activity. Gene Ontology annotation, biological process: proteolysis. The record is from RefSeq and is a predicted model, not a curated record. NCBI's taxonomy places the organism in Eukaryota, Fungi, Ascomycota, Saccharomycetes, Saccharomycetales, Saccharomycetaceae. Bases 1 to 2766 code for a protein of 921 amino acids.
AUGGUUUCCAGCUAUUUGAGGUCAACAUUCAAGUUUAGAAAGACUACUGUAAGUCUAUUGUUUGCACUGACAGUGCUAGCGCUCGCUCUAACUACCUUUAUCGAUGCUAAUAGAUACAAGAGCAGCUUACCCAGUGAUAAGUAUUCCAAGAAACUUUUGGAUACUGCUUGGCAUGAUUUAGAGGUCAUUACAGAGAAACCCCAUCCAUACACUUCGCAUUUCAACGAUGAAGUGCAUGACUAUUUACUCAAGAGAGUGAGAGAAACGACUAAGGGGAACCCCCAUGUAAAGGUUUGGGAUGACUAUAAAAAUAGGGUAACGAAACUUUUCAAGCACCUCGACGUUUUCAACGACUCUUCAACCGAUACAAGACUCGUGUAUUAUGAAUCUUCUAAUGUGCUAGUUAAGGUCCAGGGUAAAAAUCCAGACUUGCCGGGCCUAUUGCUAUCUGCCCACUUCGACUCUGUCCCAACUGCGUAUGGUGCUACUGAUGAUGGUAAAGGUGUGGUUUCAUUACUUGCGUUGUUGCAAUAUUACUCCGAUCAUCAACCAGAACGUACGAUAGUCUUCAAUUUCAACAAUAAUGAAGAGUUCGGAUUACUAGGAGCUACCAUAUUCACUUACCAUCCUUGGUUUAAGAUUGUGUCUUACGUUAUAAAUUUGGAAGGCACUGGUACCGGAUCCAAGGCAGUUUUGUUCAGAACUUCUGACACAGGCACUGCAUCUGUAUAUGGGAACUCUGUCAAAAAUCUACCUUAUGGUAAUUCUAUGUACCAACAAGGUUUCUAUAGCAGAUUUGUUUCCAGUGAGACCGAUUACAAAAUAUAUGAAUUGAAUGGUCUUCGAGGUUGGGAUAUUGCGUUCUAUAAGCCAAGAGAUUUGUACCAUACGGGUAAAGAUACAGUUUUGUAUACCAGUAAAGAUGCUUUGUGGCAUAUGUUGAGUACGGCUUGGCAGUUAUCGAAGUACAUGGCAUCAGAUGACGCUAACACAUCACAGGAUAUUCUUGAUGAUGAGGGAAAGCAAACUCCGGCUGUUUAUUUCGAUGUACUCACCAAUUACUUCUUCGUCGUUUCUGCUAAACAAUUAUACUUUUGGAAUAUAGUUCUUCUGUUAAUUGUGCCAAUCACUUUACUACUUUUGAGGUUUGUUUGUAGCAAACUUCAAGUCUGGAAUAUGCCAGAAUCAUCGCUUUUCACAAGACUACCUGUGUCAGUAACCCUUUCAGGUCUGACUGUUUUAUUCAGCAAAAAGUUGUUGUCUCAAUUGAACUCAGCAAUAUGGUCCAGAAACUUUAUAAUACCUUUACUCUUUUUUGUUUCUGAGUUCAUCGUCAUUAAUGCAAUCGUUUUGAAUUUCUUUGAACACUUGUGGCCUCUACAAGACUUUAAAACCCUUUCUUUACUAGAAAUUACUGCAUUGUUAUGGUUGGUUUUAAUUAAAAUUACAUGGGAUUUAGACAAUUCGGACUUCAAGAAUACUGGUGUUUAUCCCUUUACUAUUGUUUAUGUUCUAGUAUCUCUUGGUGCAAUGUUUGGUUUACUGUCAAUGUGUUUCAACACAAAGGCAUUUGAUGAUAAUGAUGAUCAAAACGAGAGUGAGCCAGAACAAGUUAACAGGACACUUUUAUCAGCUGAUAGCGAUAGCCAAGCUCAAAGCUUAGAAGAGCCUUCGAACAUUGAAGCAACUGAAAACUCACCCCUUAUUCGUACACCUAUGUCUUCAGGACAACCAACACCUACUGCGUCAAUUAGAAAAGUACCAGGUGCUGUUCAUUACCUAAGAUCUACUUUGAACUAUGACUGGUCUAUCCAAUACUUACUGGUAGUCCCCUUCUCGGUUUUCAUACUUUGGCAAAGUCUCUACCUCUUGCUAGAUGCACUAGCAAUGACGGUUCAAGAAUCCAACAAAGCUGUUCAAUCGGUUUUCACAUUUGCAACAUACGGUGCUAUUGUUGUUUCUGUACCACUAUUACCAUUUGUUGCCAAGUUAAACAGAUAUAUCGUAUUGAUAUUGACCUUCACAAUACUCAUCACAGCCUCUUAUAGUAUCCUGAUGGACCCAUUCACAGAAACAUCCCCAUUGAAGCUGAGAUUUGUGCAAAGGCUUGAUUUGUCCUCAUCUUCUGGAGUUUCUCAAAAGGUUGAAGUUUAUGGAAGAAGUGGUGCAAACCUUGCAAACGCAUUAGAGUCGUUACCAUCUCGCCCUACUGUUCAAUGUGAGGCAAUUGAUCCAAAAAUGGAGAAGUGUUCCUAUGAAGGAAUCUGGCCAAACUUUGGUAUUCCAAUGAAGGUUGAUGUUUUGAAGAACACACGUAAUGAUAAAGAACACUUGGAAUACGAACCAUACUUUGCCAAUGUACGUAUCAGUGUCCAAGAUAACAGAAACUGUGCUGUAAGAUUCAACAGCACUGCUGUUAAGCUAUUAAAACAAGUCGAAUUUAAGAUAGGCAAUAACACGGAAUCAUACUCAUACAAGAGCGACGAAGGUAUCGACUCUUUACUACUACACAAGUUGGACUUUAGCGCACCUUAUUAUGAUCUUCAACUAAAAUGGAUUCCUCGUUAUGCUGAUGAAGAGAAUGUAGAUACACUUGGUGUUUCGAUUGAUUGCUAUUGGGGUGAAUUCGAUGAAAUGGUAAAAGAUGGCCAAGUUCUUGAGAAAGUUCCUGCCUACAGCGAAGCGUUACAAUACUUACCAAAGAAUAUGAUAUUGUCUAAUAGAGAAAGCGGUAUUGUCACUAUCCAUAAGUAUCUCGAACUAUAG